UGUUUCCCUGGAAACAGCACUCACUUCCGAUUACUGAAAAUGGUGGGGAAGAUAAAACGUGUUCGCCAGAAGUUGCACCAAGUCGCGGUGCGAGUUGGGGCUUCUGGGGAGGAGAAACCCCCUGUACAGGAUUAUCAGGCUCCCAGUGCAGAUGAGCUGCCAGGAUCAGGGGGCUGGAGCGCGCAGGUGGGGGGAAAGGAUUGGACAUUUUUAUCUUCCAACAUCUUCUCCACUACAAAGAUUGACCCUCAACUUUUAACACAAAAGUUGGAAGUAGACACACAAAGUGUUGUUUCCGCUAAAAAAGAAGUAAAGAUUCUCGUACCAAAAAAGGAAAAGGCUAAGCUAAGAAGACAACAGUGGCUACAGAAAAUUGAAACUCUUGCACUGGCUCAUCAGGCAGAGAAAGCGCAGGCUAAACGAAAAGCCACACCAGUUGUUGGAGAUAUGCGCCCACUUGCAGACGCUCUUCCUGAAUUAUCUGGAUUAGUUACUGUUUGCAAACCCCGAGCCCCCCGGAAACAGCCCAAAGACAAUGUAAAGAAGAAGCCAGAGCCAACUGACUACUGCAAAAUGAGACCUGCCCAGAAACGUCGCAUUGUAGAAGAGGAAGUAGUUCGUGUCCAAGAGCUGAUAAAGGAUCCAUCCUACAAGGCCAACCCUCUAGCAGCAGUAGGGGAACAACUCCGAAAACGUAUGAAACAAGAGCAAGAAGGAACCCCAAGCUAACACGUGUGAGAGUCAUGGUGACAGUUCUAUCCAAAAAAGAUUGCUGGUGUUAUCUUCAACCAAGUUUGGUUUUGAUAUCAAUUGUAGGUUUUGCUUUAUUAAGAUACUAAGCUUGGAAAAAAUGGUCUCAAUAAAAAAAGAGCAUGUUGGACAAUCUAGCAGCCUUACUGUGUGGAAAUUAAAUUGUACAUUUAUGUAAUAAACUUAUCCUGCCUUUAACACUUAAAA
Bombina bombina (fire-bellied toad) is the source of this 957-nucleotide messenger RNA. RefSeq names its product SLX9 ribosome biogenesis factor (gene SLX9). Bases 40 to 729 code for a protein of 229 amino acids. The record is from RefSeq and is a predicted model, not a curated record. Gene Ontology annotation, biological process: maturation of SSU-rRNA from tricistronic rRNA transcript (SSU-rRNA, 5.8S rRNA, LSU-rRNA). The transcript has 6 exons. Gene Ontology annotation, cellular component: preribosome, small subunit precursor; 90S preribosome; nucleolus. NCBI's taxonomy places the organism in Eukaryota, Metazoa, Chordata, Amphibia, Anura, Bombinatoridae.